AGUGCCGGCCAGAUGCCAGGAAGUUGGUUAGUCGAAACCCGUUCAGAUAUCCGUAAAGUGUUUUUGAUUGUGAAAAAAACGAAAAUAAAAGAUGAAUCCCUGGGUGCAGUGUUUGGGAAGAAGAAGAGCAGCCCUUAACACGGAGAUUUAACUUUAUUUUACUGUGCGUCAUGAUUUCCAAACACAGGCCGCCGCCAAGUGACAGGAAAAGUUGUCCGUUACCGUCGAUGAAACUGACCGGAGUUGAAUGGAGACGGAGUUAACACCUUCAGUGAGGACAUGAAUUUCGGCGUCCCCGCUAAUUCGCUGCUGCUUUUCCGUGCCUGCGACGAGGGGGACUAUGAAACCGCUCGGGGGAUCCUGGAGCCCGGAGCCUCGAAGGAGUCCGGACGGCAAAGCAGGCUGCGGUCAGAGGCUGGGUCGGAGUGCAACACCGCGGACAUGUUGUCUCUAGUACCCGUGGACUGUACAGACGAGGAGGGGAACACCGCCCUGCAGUUUGCGUCGGCCAGCGGUCAUGAGAACCUGGUCCGGUUCUUGCUGCGAAAGGGAGCCUCGGUGGACAGCCGCAAUAACUACGGCUGGACCCCGCUGAUGCAGGCGGCUAGGUUUGGUCACCUGACUGUCGCCCACAUGCUGCUGGAGAACGGGGCAGAGAUUAAUGGAAGGAACAGGCUAGGCGCAAGUGUCCUGACUAUGGCUGCCCGUGGGGGACACACUCACGUAGUGAAGCUACUCCUGGAGAGCGGGGCCUACGUCGAUGACUACGAUCACCUGGCUGUGGCUGCAGAGGCAGUCUCGAACGGCAACAACAACAACAGCUGCAGCACGGCUGGUUUUGGAGGUGGUGAAGGCUGUCCAGGAGGAGGAGGCGGGAGAGAAUUCAUGGACAUCAUAGCCCUGAUGGUGGCAUGUCAGCAUGGCCACGAGGCCUCGGUGCGCCUGCUACUGGAGUGGGGCUCUGAUGUCAACUUUUCCCAGAAGACCACUGGCUGGGGACCACUGAUGGUGGCCACCCUCAGUGGGAAGGUGGCUGUGGCUCAGCAGCUGGUGGAGCGUGGAGCUGACCCAGACCGAGUCAACGUCCUGUCCAAGACGGCCUUUGAGCUAGCCAUGCAGCUUAAACAGAGAGACAUCAAAUCCUAUCUGGACUCCAUCACAACAGUCCGACCCCAGACAGACGAUGAGAGAAGAAGACCAGAUGUGUUCAGUGCACUCAAGUUAGGAAAUUCCCAGCUAGUCAAAGAGAUCUUGGAGGAGGAUCCCACUCAGGUGAAUUCGUCCAAUCAGGAGGGAGCGUCACCUCUCAUGAUGGCAGCAGUGAGCGGCCAGCUAGAAGUGGUGCAGCUGAUGGUGGAGAAGAAUGCCGACAUAGACAAACAAGACGGCGUCCACGGGUGGACCGCUCUAAUGCAGGCCACCUAUCAUGGUAAUAAAGACAUUGUGAAGUACCUGUUGAGUCAAGGGGCUGAUGUCAACCUUCGAGCUAAGAAUGGAUACACAGCCUUUCAUUUGGUUAUGCUGCUGAACGACCCAGACACUGAGUUGGUGCGUCUGUUAGCGUCAGUGUGUAUGCAAGUAGACAAGGACAAGUCGAAACACCGUGGCAGAGCCUUAAUGACUCGCUCCAAAAGCCGACAGUCCCUCAACAACGUCCCUGUGCCGCCUGACGACAAGGGAGGCCUUAAGUCCUGGUGGAGCCGGAUGUCAAACCGUUUCCGACGGCUUAAGCUGACUCACACCCUGAGGCACGGCCUUUCAUCCAACCGCCUCGCUCCGUUUCCAGACGACGCUGAAACUUCAUUGGAUGCCACGAUGAAGGCGGACAGGAAGCCUGCUGCCGUGUCCAACGGGUCGCUGGCGCCAACUCCCGCCCUGGGAGGGAAUGAUAUCAGCACUGCCUGGGCGGUCAAGAGCAAAGAUGCUGGUCUUUGCAGGGCAUCCUCAGAAAAGGGGGACUUUCUUAUAACCACUAUGCUCAGAAGUGGCGCGCCUUUGACCCGGCUGCCCAAUGACAAACUGAAAGCGGUGAUCCCUCCCUUCCUGCCUCCGUCCAACUUUGAACCGUGGAACUCGGACCGUUCCCGCCUCCUCAGGGAGGGAAAGAGCGAAGCGCCUCGCCUGCCCAUGCCACCCCAGAGGAAGCUGAACAGCAGCGGAAAUUCAGAUAUUACAUCCAUCAGUCGUGUGGUGAGCAGGUCCAUUAAGUUUCCAAGCAUCCCUAAGGGCCCCUCCUCCUCCUCUCCUUCAAACUCUGGUCACUAUCACUCCCCCCACUCCUCAGGAGGCUCCAAUGGAGUGGCAGGGAUCAACCGGGACUCCCACAACCGUUCAGGGGGCAGUGCAGACAGCGUUCUCUCCCAGAUAGCAGCCCAAAGGAAGCGAGCAGCGGGUCUGAUAGAUGUGAAGGCACAAGCUCCAGAGAAACAGCCCAGCCAGACGCAGAGCCAACCCUCACUGCCGCCCUCAGCACCCGGCCUGCCGCUGCCUGAUAUUAGCCUUCCUGACAUCCACGCCCACCCCAGCCUGGUUGCUUCCGACAUCCAUUCGAGAAGGAAGAUGGAGCUGAAGAAGAGACCUCAGUCUGGGAAUUCCUCCACCUCUAAGAGCACGUCGCCCACUCUGACCCCAUCCCCUUCCCCAACGCCCAAGCCUCACACUGGGCCGGGAGACUCUCUGUCCUCAGCCUCUUCCCAUCCUCGCUCCAAGAGCAGUGGUGGCUCCAGCAGUGGAACCAUAACUGAUGAAGAUGAGCUGUCAAGUAUAUUGAAGAAACUGUCCCUCGAGAAAUACCAACCCAUAUUUGAGGAACAGGAGGUGGACAUGGAGGCGUUCCUGACUCUGACAGAUGGGGACCUGAAGGAGCUGGGCAUUAAAACAGACGGACCCAGACAACAGAUCUUGGCUGCCAUAUCAGAGCUUAAUGCAGGAAAGGGCCGAGAAAGGCAGAUCCUUCAAGAGACCAUCCAUAACUUCCAGUCUUCCUUUGGUAGUAGCGCCAGUAACCCAAGACAACCAGGUGAACCACGCUCACCGACGGGAUGGAUGAGACAUCAGGUUCGUUCCUCCAACAAAAGGUAACCCAGCAGCCCUGAUGCCCACCAGGAAGAACACCAAAGGUACUUAAGAGUAAAACGCUGGUGACCUCUAGCCAAGGCACGAAUAAUAUGGAGUCUUCUGGAUGCCAGUGUCCCAGACAAGUAGUGGUGUUACUGCGAGAGGACGCUGCAGCAAAACGAGCCCUGAUAAACUGCCUUUGUCGGACCCUCCAGGACCAAAAUGCCUUAAAGAAUUCCUGUUAUGGAUCCUGAAGCAAGGGAGGUGUAACAGGGCUGGCUGAGUCCAGUCUCCUGCUGCUAUUUGACAAAGCAGGCGAUGUGUGACAAAUCACCAUAGCGAUAGGGUUGCCACAUCUACUGCAAAUGCAGCGCAUGGGUUACACAGAGAGGCUAGAGAGCGUGAGCCAAGAGAGAUUUUUAUUUUAUCUGAACCAAUGUGAGGGAUAGAGCAUAUGUACUGUAAAAGUGGCAAGUCGCGAGUAAAGAAGGGAGUGAUUAUGAGUGUAACAUUAAAAUAAAGUGAAGCAGGUGUUAGCCAGUAAAACUGUGAUUGAGACUUUAAAAAUAAGGUGCACUGAUGAGGAAAGCAACUGGACGGAGAUAGAGGGACAUUAGCCAAGCUAUUUUUUUAGUCAUCCAGUCUCUUGGACUGCUUUUAUUAGUACGUUUAUGUCUUUAGUUUAUGGGCCGCUAUGUAAACAGAUGAUUUUUAGUCAAGACUGUGCUGUAAUGAAUAAAUAAACAUGAUGAUGCAAUAACUAUAUGUUUUUUUUACCACUUAAGAUCUUAUUGGACUUGAGAUGAGAAGACAUUGGCAAAAACAUUUUGGGAGCCUUUUAUGAGCAGUAUAAAUUUUGUUUGAAAGAGGUGCAUUGAGCAAUAGUUUCCACUGAGCCUCCUCUGGUUUUUCAUCUGGCUCCACUAAGAACAGUCGGUCCGCAUGCAGACAGAUGGAGCACGGUGUCACCCCUAAAUAUCAGGUACUUAUAAUACAUGUCUUAAAGCCAAAGCAUGUGCUGUGACAGUGUUCAGAUGGCUCAGCUGAAUAUGAGAUGCCGACGAUAUCACAUCCUGUUCCGUCAUGUACUGUGUUGUGGAAACAUGAAUAAAUAUACUGUACGCUUUCAAAACUGAACUCACAUCUGGAUGAUGAAUGGAAUCAUUUAACGCAGAAACAAUGUCCAAAAUGAAAUGCUGAGA
Messenger RNA from Chelmon rostratus (copperband butterflyfish), 4259 nucleotides. RefSeq names its product ankyrin repeat and SAM domain-containing protein 6-like. The transcript has 18 exons. Gene Ontology annotation, molecular function: protein binding. Lineage: Eukaryota; Metazoa; Chordata; Actinopteri; Chaetodontiformes; Chaetodontidae. Gene Ontology annotation, biological process: innate immune response. The record is from RefSeq and is a predicted model, not a curated record. The coding region runs from base 280 to 3081 and encodes 933 amino acids. Gene Ontology annotation, cellular component: cytoplasm.